AAACCUCGAAAAACAACCACGUACGUUUUAAAAUCGCUCUGAGUCACUACGGAAAGUCGGAGGGUUCAUCCACUGACAGCACGCUCUUUCCCAGAAGCCUUCCCUCAUAUUGUACACAAUCAUCAUGGCGGCGCAGGAUGGAAGUGAAGUAGGAGGAAUGGUAGAUGAGGUCAUGCAGAAAGCACCAGAAGAAUUGAGUGAAGCUGCUGGACAAGGAGAUGCAUCAGGAACUGAACAAGCAUCUCUUACUGAUGGUGAAAGCACGUCAGCAGAGCCUCCUGUGGUCAGCAAUGGAGAAGAAAGUGAUGAGGGGAAAGAGAUGGUGGAUGUGAAAAUUAUUUGGAACAAAAACAAAUAUGAUCUGAAAAUUCCUUUAGAUGGCACUGGAGCUAAGCUUAAAGAGAAGAUUCACGCACUCACUGGUCUUCCACCUGCUAUGCAGAAAGUGAUGUACAAAGGACUGCUACCAGAGGACAAGACACUUCGAGAAAUCAAAGUUACAAAUGGUGCAAAAAUAAUGGUGGUCGGGUCUACAAUAAAUGAUGUAUUAGCUGUAAAUACACCAAAAGAAGUUAUUCAGCAAGAAGUUAAAGCUGAGGAAAACAAAAAGGAGCCAUUGUGCAGGCAAAAGCAACAUAGAAAAGUUUUGGACAAAGGAAAACCAGAAGAUGUCAUGCCAUCAAUAAAAGGAGUCAAGGAGCGCCUUCCAACAGUGCCUUUAUCAGGAAUGUACAACAAAUCUGGGGGAAAACUUCGACUAACAUUCAAACUGGAACAGGAUCAACUGUGGAUUGGAACAAAAGAAAGAACAGAAAAAAUCCCAAUGGGUUCCAUCAAAAAUGUUGUGACUGAGCCAAUAGAAGAUCACGAGGACUAUCACAUGAUGGCAUUUCAGCUGGGUCCGACAGAAGCCUCGCAAUAUUGGGUCUAUUGGGUGCCUGCACAGUUUGUUGAUGCAAUCAAAGACACAGUCCUUGGAAAAUGGCAGUAUUUUUAAUGUGCCUCAAUAGACACUGAAAAAUUGGGAUUAAGAGCAAAAGAUUGAAAACAUUAACUGGAGCCAACACAAUAAUCUGAAGAACUGAUUUUUCUGAAGUAUAUACCAGAGCAAAGCGAAGGAUUGCUGUUGGGACAAAAUAUGAUUUCGGGGGUUUUAAAUGCACUAAGAGUCAGCAUCACAUUUUUCAAACUGUUUCACCACUCGUUUUUUUUAAGCUAUUGCAAGCAUAAACAGAAUUGUACAGAACUUGCAUAUACAUUUCUCAUAGUUAUUCUGACAGAAAUAAAAACAUUAUUUAAGGACAAUUAUUGAUGCAGUAGGAAGAUUUUAUCUAGUCUAUUCUUUGGUUUUCCAUACAACUCAAGGAAACUUGCCAAAGUUGACAAUUCACAAGUUGUUGAUUUUACAAUCAGCUUCUCUCAUUGCACAGAUAAUAUUUUACAUGUAAAACAGCAGUGUUGUAACACAAGAAAUUAAUCCAGGUUAAAAGAAAAUUGUGCAUUACAAAUUAUUAUUUUUUUUUUUAAAGAAAGCAUUUUCCUCAAGACUUUAAAUAUCACAUAAAUAUCUCAUUUUCUAUUGAAAGCAUGAGGCUUAUUUUCUGUGAAUGCAUUGCAGAAUUACAGCUAUGGAGCCAAGAAUACAAUUAUUCUGCCACUGUGCUUUCAACAAACCCUGUGAUACUUCAAAGUGAUAGUUCACCCCAAAAUUUUAAUUAUCUUAUCAUCUACACACCCUCAUGCCAUUCCAGAUGUGUAUGACUGAAUUUCUUUUGCAAAACACAUUUGAAGAAAAAUGGAAAAAUAUCUCCGCUCAGUAGGUUCUUAUAAUGGAAAUGGAUGGUAAGAUGAAUUUUGAUGUUCCAAAAAGCAGAGACAAUCAGCAUUAACAUCAUCCAUAUGACUCCAGUGGUUAAAUGAAUGUCUUAUAAAGUGAUACAAUCGUUUUUGUGUGCGGAAAAGAUACAAAUGUAAGUACUUUUUAAACUAUAAAUCAUCAAGUCUUGUGAGCAGCAGUAUGCACGUUCACGAAAGGACUGAGGUCAUGCCGUCUUUACAGCAAUGGCAUGGCAAUGUUCCAUUCAUUGCAGCAGACGCUCUCUACCUCUGUUGGUAUUGCCUACUCCGUUGUAAACAGCGAUGCUCUUCCAGGUGGGUCACACAUGGUUCUCUUCUCAGGUGAACAUGCCUACGCCAAUACGUCACAUGAGAGACCGCGUGACCUCAGCCCUUUAAUGAAAGCGUAUACCGCUGCUUAAUGGAAGCGAUUAUUUAUAGUUAAAAAGUACUUAUGUGUUGCUAUUUUUUACACCAAAAGUGAUCAUAUCACUUUAUAAGGCAUUCAUUUAACCACUGGAGUCGUAUGGAUAACGUUAAUAUUGAUUGUCUGUGCUUUUUUGAGCAUCAAAUGUUGUUUUGCCAUUAUUAGGACCUACUGAAAUGAGAUAUUUUCUAUUUUUCUACAAAUGUGUUCUGCUAAGAAAUAUAUAUCAUAUAAGUCAUACACAUCUGGGAUGGCAUGAGGGUGAGUAACUGAUGAGAGAAUUUGCAUUUUUGGGUGAACUAUCCCUUUAAUGUUGUUUUUGUUAGUUUGUUUGUUUUUAGAUUUUAUUGUAAAUGCAGGGAUGUCCCUUAGCCCAAACCCACCCUCUCAAAUCGGAUGUAAUAUUAGGAAGAACUGUGUUAAUGUUCCGUCAAUACACAGUCACAUAACUUGCUGAUGAGUAAGUAUUCUGAUAAACAGCCAGGCCAUCAUGCAUGUUGUUUAUUUCAAACAUGGUGCUAAGCAUUUUUAUUUUAAUAAAGCCUAAAAGUAAGGAAGAAUUCCAGUGACCUAUCUGUGAUCUAUUUGCUUAUUCAGUAUUUUUUUUUUUUAAUUUUUUAUCUGAACUGUAUAUAUAUAUAUCAGUUUACAAUUAAGAAUCCCAUAUUCCAGAAAUUAAGUGUCCAUGUUCCACCUUCAGUAUGAUGAUGCAAUUUAAUUUAUAUCUGUCUCAAAUUAUUUCAAAGAUUCCAUUUUAAUUAAUGAAUGGAGAGGUUCUAAUUAAACAGAUUUUUUCCUGAGGUUUUAGAAUCUCAAUUGCAAUUGAAUAUAAUUUUGUUUUUAACAAAGUAGUAUUUGUGUAUCUAUAGGAGUAACAAUGCUUUCCAUAAGGCUUCAUGUAUCACUCCAACAAAAGAGCUCUCUCAUGCUGGGUAAAAAAUAA
Xyrauchen texanus (razorback sucker) is the source of this 3206-nucleotide messenger RNA. It is a transcript of the gene ubfd1, whose product is annotated as ubiquitin family domain containing 1. NCBI's taxonomy places the organism in Eukaryota, Metazoa, Chordata, Actinopteri, Cypriniformes, Catostomidae. Bases 125 to 997 code for a protein of 290 amino acids. The record is from RefSeq and is a predicted model, not a curated record. Gene Ontology annotation, molecular function: RNA binding; cadherin binding. The transcript has 7 exons.